Phymastichus coffea is the source of this 561-nucleotide messenger RNA. Its product is annotated as phosphatidate cytidylyltransferase, mitochondrial-like. Gene Ontology annotation, biological process: cardiolipin biosynthetic process; CDP-diacylglycerol biosynthetic process. The coding region runs from base 1 to 561 and encodes 186 amino acids. The transcript has a single exon. Gene Ontology annotation, cellular component: mitochondrion. Gene Ontology annotation, molecular function: phosphatidate cytidylyltransferase activity. NCBI's taxonomy places the organism in Eukaryota, Metazoa, Arthropoda, Insecta, Hymenoptera, Eulophidae. The record is from RefSeq and is a predicted model, not a curated record.
AUGAUAUUUGGAGAGGACAAAGAGAAAAUUAAUAACAUCGUUCUACCUCAGUUAAAAUACUUCAGAGAGCUUUAUGCUCCGAUAUUAAAACACUUUGAUAAGUAUGUAGAAAUGUCAAAUGAAGAUGGCAAUGAAACCUGUCAGCAAGAUCUUAGUCCAGAAUCAAGAAUUCAUCAUUUGAACCAGUUGCCAAGAACACCUCAAGUCAAAUUAGUCAGAUCAUGGUCACAGGGACCAAGGUCAAAAGAUACUGAGGACUGUUUGAGAGCAAUAGCAUAUGAUCCUGAUUCCAGUGAAAUAUUAGAUCAGUGUUUAAGAGAUAUAGUAUGGAAGUCAAGUGUUACACAGAGUUUGAAAGGAAUUAUUACAGCAGGCCUUGGAAAAUCAGUCAAGUAUAGUGCAGCCAAGAUAAUGAAAAUGAUGAAGUCAGAGGAACAGAGGAAAAAACUCACUAUACCUAUAUCAAAUUUAAUCAAUAAAAGGAGUGAAUCAUUACCAGUAAAAAGUGCAAUAAAAAUCGAUAGUAUAACUAAGACUUCAGAAAAGCGAGUGGAGCCAUAA